Molecule: messenger RNA, 751 nt
Organism: Folsomia candida
Lineage: Eukaryota; Metazoa; Arthropoda; Collembola; Entomobryomorpha; Isotomidae
Product: mitochondrial import inner membrane translocase subunit Tim16-like
Exons: 2
Coding region: 149-592 (147 amino acids)
Biological process (GO): protein import into mitochondrial matrix
Cellular component (GO): TIM23 mitochondrial import inner membrane translocase complex
Source: RefSeq, a predicted model, not a curated record
UUGCACGCGGGAAGUUUAUCUCUAUGUCAGCUCGUGCUGAUUCAAUCCUGACUCAAAUUUUGAUACCACGCGUUGUCUUUCUAAAAUACUCCAAUUAGUUCGUUCUUUUUGGUCGGAGUGACGAAAUUCCGACGCCCGUCACACCAUCAUGGCCAAAUACCUCAUUCAGAUCAUUGUGCUGGGAACCCAGGCUGUAGGGAAAGCAUUUGCAAGGGCGGUCAGGCAAGAAUAUCAGGCCUCACAAGCAGCCGCACAAGCCCGUUACGGUGGCCGACAAAGUGGUGAUUCUUCACGUUCAAGUAGCAAGACUGUUGCAGAAAACUUACGACUGGGAAUGACCCUAGAAGAAGCUAGACAAAUUUUAAAUGUUUCCGAUAAUUCUAAUCUGGAAGAAGUCACUAAAAAUUACGAGUUUCUAUUCAAUAUCAACGAUAAAGCCAAAGGGGGGUCGUUCUAUUUACAAUCAAAGUUUUAUCGGGCGAAGGAACGGUUGGACAAGGAGAUAGCAGAGAAACCAUCCUCAGAUAAGAGUUCUACUGAUAAUACAACUAGCUCUUCAUCCUCCAAUUCUAGUCCACCCCCACAAACGUAGUAGUUUCAGCAGGAAGGAAACGAAUAAUAGCACGCUAAUCUUAUUACAUUAUUAUAUUAUUCUUAGGAUUAGUUAUUUCGUAGCAAAAAACGAUAAUAAUCAUAUGACAAGUCCAAAUAUGGGAUAUAUUUAUUUAGUAAAUAUUUCGGAAAAUCUCAA